Molecule: messenger RNA, 4052 nt
Organism: Sphaeramia orbicularis (orbiculate cardinalfish)
Lineage: Eukaryota; Metazoa; Chordata; Actinopteri; Kurtiformes; Apogonidae
Gene: gpr155a
Product: G protein-coupled receptor 155a
Exons: 16
Coding region: 301-2754 (817 amino acids)
Biological process (GO): intracellular signal transduction; negative regulation of BMP signaling pathway; transmembrane transport
Cellular component (GO): membrane
Source: RefSeq, a predicted model, not a curated record
UAUAAAAAACGGCACCAUGUCGACAGAAGACACAAGCAGCUACUUCAGAGUUACGUAAAUAUGUUAAUAUAGGUAGACAGCGUGUCAAAGUUUAGCCCCAACCAACUUUUAUUCAAAACGACACUUAAAGUAGCGUUCUAUGUUUUUAAGUUUAGCUCGUCGGCUGCUUAGUAUGGCUACCGAAACUUAGCCUACAGAUAACAUGAGGGGACGUUCACAGAGUGUCAAACCAAACCGCGGCCACAUUAGCAUGGUCACAACCCAGGCAUGACAGCUGACACCCGUGGGAGGAUCUAGACGAUGGAGACACGGGGCAGAAUCAGCAGCUUUUCAUAUGAGGAGGAAGACCCGGACUCCUCUGCUCUCUCCACCACCAUGUCCAUCGACAAGCUGCUCCCGGCUCUCCUGGAGUGUUUUGGGAUCAUUCUCUGUGGGUACAUCGCAGGGAGGGCAAACAUCAUCACCCCCACUCAGGCCAAAGGGUUGGGGAACUUUGUCUCCAAAUUUGCCCUCCCGGCGUUGCUGUUUAAGAAUAUGGUGCUGCUGGACUUUGCUAAUGUCAUCUGGCCUUUCCUGUGGAGCAUCCUCAUCGCCAAAGUGUCUGUGUUUUUCCUUGUGUGCAUCCUCACACUGAUUGUUGCCAGUCCUGACAGUCGGUUCAGUAAGGCUGGGCUCUUCUCAAUAUUUGCCACACAAAGCAAUGACUUUGCUUUGGGAUAUCCUAUUGUUGAAGCCCUUUAUCAGAGUACGUAUCCAGAGUACCUCCAGUACAUCUAUCUGGUUGCACCUGUGUCCCUAAUGAUCCUAAAUCCCAUUGGGUUUGCAUUCUGCGAGGUGCAGAAAUGGAAGAAUCAGGGAAAUCACCAGCAGAGCAAGCUUCUAAUUGUGGGACUUGUAAUUUUACAGGUCCUAAAGAACCCCAUAGUAUUUAUGGUUGUCAUUGGCAUUAUUGCUCACUUUCUGCUGCACCAGAGAAUUCCUGUGUUCAUGGCUGAGUUCGUGAAUGGCUUGGCAAACUCUUUUGGGGGAACAGCUCUGUUCUACUUAGGUCUGACGAUGGUUGGCCAGCUGAGGAGGUUAACCAGGUCCACUGUUGUGACACUGAUAUUACUCACCACAGCCAAACUGUUGUUAAUGCCACUGAUUUGUAAAGACAUGGUGGAUCUAUUGGACAAUAGCAACACCAGUGCCCUGAACCACUCAAGCCUCUCCAAUUAUGCAUUCCUCUAUGGAGUAUUUCCCACUGCACCGAGUGUGGCCAUCUACGCUGUCUAUUAUAAUGCUGAGCUAGAAGUUGUAACCUCAGGGAUGGUGAUUAGCACUUUUCUCUCAGCUCCAAUAAUGUAUGUUUCUGCGUGGUUACUUACAAUCCGGUGGAUGGAUGCUGACCUUCUGAUGAAUUCACUGCAGAAUGUCAGCUUUAACAUAAGCAUAGUGAGCUUAGUUGCACUGGUUUGGACAAUAGGUGUGAUGUUUCUGAGUAAGAAAUUCAAGAGACUACCUCACAUGUUUGCCGUCAACCUUUUCUUAGCGCAGUCUCUAACCUGCAUUGGGAUGAUUCUGUGGAAAUUUGUUAUAAGGGAAGACAACUUCAUUGGACAGGUCCUAACAUUUACAUUAUUAUGUACCUCACUCUACAGUACUUAUGUGUGGCCAGGUUUAAUAGCACUCUCUCUUGUGGUGCUGAGAAGAUUUGAGGAUGUGAAAGUUUCACCAGGCUUGUUUGUUAUUGCAGGCUGGGGGUUUCCAGCCCUAGUAACUGCUAUGUUGCUCAUUACUGGGGAAAAAAUGUCUGACACAAUAGACUCAUCAUUCUUUUAUGGCAAAAAUCAAAUAAUCUGCACCACAGUUGUAGUUGCUGUCAGCAUGCUGCUGGGAGGGGGCUCUCUUGUGUGCCUCAGUAGAGGAAUUUGGGCCAAAAGUGACCAAAUGUCAGAGGGAAGCUCUACAGUUGAUACUGGAGACGAUCUUGUGACUGAAGUUGAACCAGAAACCCAAACUCUGGUUGAGCCAGUCCACUUAUCAGCAAGUAACAGCACAGCUUGCCUCAUAUGUGACUGUGCACCACCCCAGUCCAUGCCUGACAUGAUCAUCAGCACGAAUAUGAGCAACACACCAGCCUCAUGCAUAGGUCAGUGUGAGAAUAGCUGCGAGUCUUCAGACUGCCUGCUUGUCCAAGUGGAGGAGCUUCAACAGGUCACAGAUCGACAAGUGGCCCGUCAUGUGCUCCUAUGUCUGCUUCUGACCGUCAGCUCACUCGCCAACUUGUCCAGCUGCCUGUGGUUAAUUUUUAACCCUGUUCCUGGCAGACUCUAUUUGGAGCUGCAGUUCUUCUGUGCUGUGGCCAACUAUGGACAGGGUCUCGUCUCAUUUGCGUUGUUUGGCUUGGACAAGCAUUUCAUUAUAUUGCCAUUUAAAAGGAGGUUAUACCGUCUGUGGUUUGGAAAGCAGCAAGAGCAGCCACAGGUGGAUCAACCUGAGGAAGUCAGGAUGACCUGUACCCAGUUCACCAAAUACCACAAGGAUCAGUGCACUCAUGAUAUUGUCAAAAAGAGACGGUGUGGGAAGAGGACUAUGGUGAACUGUUUUCUUGGUUGUGAGCUUGUGGAGUGGCUCCAGCAGGUGGGUUUGGCUCAGGACCGUGGUGAGGCCGUGCUCUAUGGGAUGCGGUUACAACAAGGCGGCAUUCUCCAGCACAUCAAGCAGGAAUACGACUUCCAAGACAGUCACUUUUAUUACCGCUUUAUCAAAUAAGACAUGAGGAAUAGCUCAAAUGAAUGCAAAUCAUCAUUUCAGUUCAUAGAAAAUCACCAAAUGUUCAAGUAGGUAUUUAGGUUGAGCAAUGUUUCAAGAGAAGCUACAAAGACUGAAAAUCCUGUUGGACUGCUGUCAAGGUACUUGGUGCAUUUCACAAUCUGUGUAUUUCAACUCUUCACAGUGUGGUGCUCUGCAAAAAAGUGUUGACACAAGUCACACUCUAUGGUGUUGGGUGUGUUCAACCGUUCACAAACGAUAAUCUCUGGAAUGCUUUCACACCCCGAGUCUUAUUUUUGCAGGUUCAUUUUAAGCUUCACAAACAAAAACACUGAAGAGAGAGUUGAUAAAUACACCUGUGACAAUUUCUGUGUAAAGAAAUUCAAAACUAAUAAUAUCAGUAAAAUUGGUAGAAUCACAAAAAUGAUUUACCAGGAGACUUUCAAUCUGUAUUCCUAUGUAAUAACUCCCAACAGUGAAGGAAAACCACACAAAUAUGGUUAACUUUCUGUACCUGAACUGUCACUUUAAGUCACAGUAUUUACAAAUCAAACUGCAAAAAUAAGGCCUAGGAAGUGUGAGAAUGACUGAACAGAUAUUACAUAUUUCAAGGGAAUAGAACAAGCUUAUACUGUUAUAGUGUUUUUAGAACCUUUUUGUUUUUUAAGCCAACGUGCACUUUUCUGGUCUUUUGUUGUGCCAUUGUAUGACUGACACUGCUUUACUGGAACCCUUAAAGUGGCUUAUUGCUUUCCCACCAAAGGAAAAGAAGGGAAGAUAUGGUUAAUUUUUUUUUUUUAACUUGUUGAUUAAGUUAGGUUUACAAGAUUCUUAGCCAUUUCUAAGUUAUUUUGUGUUUAUCCGUUACCAGAUGGUUCUGAUCCACCAUUUCAACAGAAAAAUAAAAAUCAUUUUGUAUUGAUUUUUCAAUUGUGAUGAUGUUGCUGUUAAACCAAAAAUUCCAGUUAAAAAAGUAAAAAUCAAAGUGGUGAUACAUGCUCUAGAAUAACCUCAGGGAAUGUUAAUACUUAGUUUUACUUGAAAAUAUUUGACCUCGACUUUGAUUUUAUUCCCCUCCUAAACAUGAACAUAUAAAAUCCUUUUUUUUCCAGGUAUGAAAUAACAUAAGGGAAAUUAAGGCAAUUUGUGGCCUUUAAAGUGCAAAGAUGUUUAUUCUUUUAAGCUGUCAAUGUUGAGAAAACACUGGAGGAGCAACUGUAUCACGUAAUUUCUGUUAAAGGCUUCUUAUUUAUGGCUGUGUUUUGUUUUUAAAUAAAUUUUAUUAUGGAACCCACAAA